GAUUAUCGAUUUGACACCGUGUAUGUCAGUGUCAGUGUGUUGUCACUGUUUUAUUAAUGAAAGUAGUAAAAUUGCAAAAAUUUGUAUCUCAUUCAAAUUAAGACUAAAAAAUGACAACAAAUAAAAAGUUGGAGGAAGGCCUGGAACACGUUAGAAAUGCAGAGAAAAGUCUUAAAACUUCUCUGCUGAAAUGGCGACCAGAUUAUGAAAGUGCAGCUGAUGAAUAUAACAAAGCAGCUACAUGCUUCAGAAACGCAAAAUCAUUUGAACAGUGCAAGGAUUGUUUAUUGAAAGCCGUAGAUUGUUUCAAGCAGAAUCGAGCAAUAUUUUAUGCAGCGAAAGCUCUUGAUCAAUGUAUCUUAGUAUGCAAGGAACUGGGAGACUUGCGAGAUAUUCCAACCUUGGCAGAAAGAGCAGCAAACAUGUAUCAGACUCAUGGAAACCCAGAGUCUGCUGCAUCUUCUCUAGAUAAAGCUGCAAAAAUUCUUGAGUCCCAGUAUCCUCCAGAGGCAUUGAAGUUAUAUCAGCGUGCCGCCGAGAUUGUUCUGAUCCAAGAUAGUACAAGGCAAGCUGCGGAGUACACAAGUAAAAUUGCUAGGUUACAUGUUAAACUCCAACAAUAUGACUUGGCUGCAGAUGCAAUCCGGCGGGAAUUAGGACUUCAUCAGGAGAACGAGUCAUAUCAGGCAACAGGACGUUUGACGGUAGCUUUAGUUUUAGUUCAGUUAGCUAGGGGAGAUGUUGUUGCAGCUGAAAAAGCUUUUAAAGAAUGGGGCAACUACUGCGAAAGUCCUGAAGUGCAAACUCUGGAAUCUCUACUGCAAGCCUAUGAUGAAGAAGAUCCCGAAGGCGCUAAACGAGCAUUGAACAGCCCUUUCAUCAAACACAUGGACGUGGAGUAUGCGAUUCUGGCGAGGGACAUGCCUCUGCCAGAGGGAAUACCAGUGUCUCCAGUAAAGAGUACGAGGGAAACGGUGUUUUAUGAAACAUCGAAUGCAGAAAUUGACAAGCUUCCAGUGACUGAGUCAGUCACUCUUGAAGAUAGUAAGGAGCCUGAACCCAAAUCUUCCAAACAAGAAGAAGAAGACGACGAAUUUGCGGGAGGUCUCUGUUAGGUUUACUUAAGCUUAUUUAAUUCAAAGGCCCGCUACGCGAGCACUCCAUAGUUGUUAGUUAGGAACUUGUGUUGUAUGUUAUAAUAAACAUUAUAAUUCUUUACGCCAUUCCGUACGUUAUUUAUUCAAUAAUAUUUAUAUUUUGUUAAUUUUUGAGAGUUUGUAUUUAUCGUCGCACUAUCGUUAAUAAACGUGAUGAGAGCA
Messenger RNA from Leptinotarsa decemlineata (Colorado potato beetle), 1319 nucleotides. Its product is annotated as gamma Soluble NSF attachment protein 1. Gene Ontology annotation, cellular component: vacuolar membrane; SNARE complex. Gene Ontology annotation, molecular function: syntaxin binding; soluble NSF attachment protein activity. Gene Ontology annotation, biological process: intracellular protein transport. NCBI's taxonomy places the organism in Eukaryota, Metazoa, Arthropoda, Insecta, Coleoptera, Chrysomelidae. The record is from RefSeq and is a predicted model, not a curated record.